This is a messenger RNA of Cladophialophora immunda, 2748 nucleotides long. RefSeq lists its product as uncharacterized. The record is from RefSeq and is a predicted model, not a curated record. Lineage: Eukaryota; Fungi; Ascomycota; Eurotiomycetes; Chaetothyriales; Herpotrichiellaceae. The coding region runs from base 469 to 2298 and encodes 609 amino acids. The transcript has 2 exons.
UGCUACCAACCCGGCCAACUUCACCAAUCCCAGUCCCAUUAUUACCUGUCCAAGCGUCCAAGUCCCAGCAUCUCUCUACAUAUCGCUCGAGGAUCAUCUUUUGCUCAUGGCCUUCGCUGCUUUCUAGACGGCCGGGAGGUCCCCUCUCCGCCCUGGGGAGGGGGUCCUUCUCUCGUGGCCAGUCAAGCAGCUCCAGCAAAUCCUCGUUUCGAUAUCUACUCUUUCGAGGCUCUACCGCGUAGGAGCUCCUGUCCACUAUUGUCCUCGAAAUUGCCCUGUUUGCACAUCACAACGGCACCCAGCUGUCCUCGCGACACAAAGGUGCUGAGAACGAUAUUUUCACCCUCCGGACGACCUCUCCGCCCACACUCCCCCCGCGAUCCCGCGAUACCUCACCCACAUACUACCAUCUACUCUUUGCACUCGCCUUUUCUUGAUUAUUACAGAAUUUCCUGCUCUUGACCUGCAAUGUCUCGCCUUUACACCCGCAACUCGCGGGGUCGCCAGCCUAUGCUGGGCUCCACCAUCAAAUUAUCCAAGUCAAAAGAACAUCCCAACGACACAUAUCAGCCGAAGCAGAAGAGGGGCAGACCUGCUCGCAAAUACACAGUGACCAAGAAGUCGACUGGCAAAAGGAAAAAGGCAGACAGCUCGGCCUCGGAAGGGGACCUUUCGUCCGCCUACGGGUCGGAGACUGCAGAUGAUGCCUCGGACGAAGACAGCGAGGAUGAAGCCGAUGAUGAAGACGACCUGCCAGCAGUAAAAGCCCCGUCUCGUUCCCGGAGAUUGAAUGGGGCGGGGCCAAAAUAUCAAUCCAUUUCGCGGGACAAUAUGUCCCUCGCUAGCAGCUCUGACAGCAUGUUCGGUGAUUUUGAAGACUACUAUGAGGACGACGAAGACCCCAACCUUUCCCCCGAAGAGAACAGGAAGCGCUUUGAAGACAAGGUUUUUGCAGAUUCCGACGAUGACAAUGACUUGUAUCAGGCGGUCGAUGACAUUAGUGAUUCGGACGACGAUGGGGAUGGAGACCAACUUCAAGAGCAGGAAUUGCUCGCCAUGCUGUCCGAGGAAGGCCAGAGUGAUGCCGACUUCCUUCUCAACCAGAUUGAUGGCUUGUCCGCCUACGGGUUUGGGGACGAGAGUGAGGGUUCCAUCUACCGCUUUCCCUCCUCCCAGGGCAGUGACAGUGCCACCGAAACCGCUCCCGAGAGACGGGUGCAUUUCGCCACGGAUGCCGAUCCAACCAUUUUCUUGCGCAUGUCAGAGUCGCCGACCAUUACUCGUGCCCUCCUGCCCUCAGCACUACCCGACAUUGGAUUCUCGCACCGCGGUGCUGACAGACGCGUUGGCGGGCUGGUCGACGAUCUGGAUGACUCUGAUCUGACCGACGACUGUUUGCCGGAUGAGGCCCUUCAAAGCACGCCCCAUGCAGCCGGCGAAGAGAAAGAAAUGUCGCCCGCGGUGUCUCCGCCAUCCAAGAAAUCGAGCAAGAAACCAGCUCGACGUCGAGGUCCGCCUCGCGGCAUCUUCAUUGAUGAAGGCGAUAAGACUUCUGGCAUCCUCGACUCCUCGGGCAAGAUCAUUCUCAUGACCAACCCUCAUCUGCUGGGUGAAGAGUUUGCCCGUCGAUAUGGAGCAUCCCAAACGUCCAGUCCAGACGUAGGCUUUGCUGAGCUCAUUGAGGAGAGCGAUGCUGGUGAUCGUGACUCUACGGAUCUACUGGCUGGCCCGAGCGCAGACAUCAUGCUUGCCAGCUUCAAUUCUGCGAUCAAUGACCCGUUCAAUCAGGGGCAGGCCGUGGGCCCCAUGGAGGCGUUCUACCCUACCAAUAACUUCUUUUUCGAUGACCUUUCUGUUGACCAUGGUGAUCUAGCUGGAGACUUCCAAACUGACGGACUUGGGGAAGAUGUCAUCAGUCUCACCGACGUGAUCCAGUUUGACAGUGGUUCUGAAGACAGUGACGCUCCCACGUCACCCAUUUUUGUGCCUCCCAAUCACGAGCUUCUGAGCAAUGAUUUCGCUCACCUCAACAACGGCAAUGUGACGGCGUUCCGGCGUAACGCCGACCCAGCCUUUGCGGCCAUGAGUCAACUGCCAUCGUAUCUGGACAUGGAUUACUUGAGUUCCCCUCUGGCAACACCCGCACCCUCUCGCCGCCGGAGGAAGAAUCAUGUCUCGCCAUACACCUCAUCCCACUACAAAGGGGUGACACCUGUCCAGCGGAUGCGAGACCCCAAUCAUGGACGAUCUUCUGAUCCUGUAACUCCUGCGAAGAAAAAGCGCAGGCUUAUGACUUGAUGAAAUGACGACGACAUGACAGUCUCGUUUUCCAUGUCUCAUGUGCGGCCGUCCUUUCGGGCGAGUCAUGUACUGCUUUAGGGUUCGAACACCGGCGUCGAGCUGAACAGGGUGGACCAUUUUUUCGAGUUCCCUUGCAAUGACGGGACCUGGGUUUCUUCUCAUUGUUUGGGGCUCAAUUGGCUUUGGACUCGACACGAACUGAAAAAAGAAAAGAAAAGAAAAAAGGUUUAGGGAAAAGAAAAUGUGCAAGUUCUAUGAUACCAUGCUGGUGGACGAAUUUCUACGACAAGUAGGAUGUCGGUUUGUUCGUUGUCUUGUGUGCUUUUCCAGAAGGGGGGACGGGGGAUUGAUCACAUUUCCGAGGCGAUUCUCAGAUUCUCAAGAUUUCCCAUAGAGAGUAGUAGAAUGCUCUUCAUUCGCUCAAUUGGAAGGAUUUCAGACAUUAAA